UUUUUUCAUAAAAAUAAAAUAAAUUUAGAAUCUUUUCAUAAAAUGCUGAAAAUUCCCCAAUAAUGCCUCGCUUUCUUCUCUUCGUCGCUUUCCUCCUCUUCCUCGUCGUCUCCGCCGCCGCUCACGGCGGCCACGACGACGACGAUGCCGACUCCGGCGGCGAAUCCGAGAAGCCUGACCUGAGAUCUCGGCCGUUGAUUUUGGUGAAGAUAUGGUGCCUGAUUAUCGUGUUCGUGGGGACUUUUGCGGGAGGGAUUUCCCCUUAUUUUUUGAAGUGGAACGAGGGGUUCUUGGUGCUGGGAACGCAGUUCGCCGGCGGCGUGUUUCUGGGGACGGCUCUGAUGCAUUUCUUGAGCGACGCGAAUGAGACUUUUGAGGAGCUGAGUGAUAAAGAGUACCCAUUUGCGUUCAUGCUCGCCAGUGCGGGAUAUCUUCUCACCAUGUUUGCCGAUUGUGUGAUUUCCUAUGUUUAUAGCAAGCAAAUUAAUGUAUCUGAUAAACCCGCCGCCGAUCUUGAGCUCCAAGGGAACACCGAGGGUAGAAAUUUCAAUGGAAUUGGGACCACCCAUCCACAAUCACAGGGCUGUGAUGGCAACGAAAGCCAUUUCUUGCACGCAUCUUCACUGGGUGACAGUUUGCUUCUGAUAUUCGCGCUGUGUUUCCAUUCAGUCUUCGAAGGGAUCGCCAUUGGAGUAGCAGACACCAAAGCGGAUGCAUGGAAGGCGCUUUGGACAGUCUGUUUGCACAAAAUAUUUGCAGCUAUAGCAAUGGGGAUAGCACUGCUCAGAAUGAUCCCAAAUCGCCCGCUCUUAUCCUGCGUAGCUUACUCGUUCGCGUUCGCCAUCUCCAGCCCAGUGGGCGUCGCCAUCGGGAUCAUAAUCGACGCCACAACUCAAGGUGCAGUGGCAGACUGGAUUUACGCCAUCUCCAUGGGCAUUGCCUGUGGGGUUUUCAUUUAUGUUUCGAUUAACCAUCUGCUCUCCAAGGGUUACAAGCCCCAGAAGACGGUCGGUGUCGAUAAGCCUCAUUUCAAGUUCAUGGCUGUUCUCCUGGGCAUUGGAGUCAUUGCAAUUGUCAUGAUCUGGGACACCUGAGCUUUACCACAACCUGCUUGUAUUUGGGUCUGUAAUAAAGUUUCUUCCACUAUUCAUUCUUGUAAAAUCAGCUUAAUAUAGAGCAUAGAAAGACAGUGAUUCGUAUAUUUAAUCCAUGUGAGCUUUUGUCCCUGA
Molecule: messenger RNA, 1229 nt
Organism: Ipomoea triloba (trilobed morning glory)
Lineage: Eukaryota; Viridiplantae; Streptophyta; Magnoliopsida; Solanales; Convolvulaceae
Product: zinc transporter 11-like
Exons: 3
Coding region: 63-1094 (343 amino acids)
Biological process (GO): zinc ion transmembrane transport
Cellular component (GO): membrane
Molecular function (GO): zinc ion transmembrane transporter activity
Source: RefSeq, a predicted model, not a curated record